This is a messenger RNA of Rubroshorea leprosula, 825 nucleotides long. The record is from the annotation of a GenBank genome assembly. NCBI's taxonomy places the organism in Eukaryota, Viridiplantae, Streptophyta, Magnoliopsida, Malvales, Dipterocarpaceae.
AUUGCAUGAGAAAAUGGCCAGGACUUUGUCCUCUGUUUUCUCCAUGUGUUCUUCAGUCAACUCUCAGGGCAGGAAACUGUUUAAGCUUCUGGAGUCCCCUAGCAAAUCAUACUAAUUCAUCCUGUUCAAAUUAUUCGUUAGCAAAUGUUUGUUUUUACUAUCAUAUUCAUAUGCUUUUAUCAUCUCCACUCCAUAGUUUGCAUCUUACUUUUGAAUGGGUAUUUGUGCAGAUUAUCUCUCAUGAUUUGGAAUUAGCAGAUUAGUCACUGUGGGAGUUAAGAGAUAUUCAGGGAAAGGGAUUUCCCCAAUGAUCUUGUUGGGUUGACCGAUUCUGUGUUUUGGGACCCAUCCCAACCUUGGCGGCCAAUUCCUUCAGCUGGAAAAAUCUUGAAAGAAGAUAGGAUUUUGUGCCCAUUCUCACCUUGCAUUGAACAAGUGCAACCCUCAUGUGAAACACUGAGGUCAAACUUUACAAAAGUAAGGACCUUUGAGGUAUUACUCCGUUCAUAUGAGGUCCGUGAAUGGAGAAUUGAUUGCUCAAAGGCAGGUGGCUCUGUUGGGUUUCCUCCGUGCAAGAGGAGGAGGAAACCUUCAAGCGAAGGAAGCAUGUGCAGGACAAUCCAAGUUCUCAGCAAGUCAUGGCUGGGCCAUCUGCUGAGGCUGGAGGACACACUGGCUAUUUGACAUUUUCAAGGCUUAAAAUGAGUCUCACGAAGAACGUGUUCGCUGACCUGAGUGUCUCUUGUGAAGAACGUGUAAACCGCUUUUGGUUUCACGUUUAAUGUGAGUUUAAUAUCUCUUAAUUAAUAACAUACCUAACCUCAA